AUGUUCUACGAACCUGGAUCUGAUCAUGGGUUGCCCUACGAUCCUUUCAAAGCCUGCGUAGUCNCCCGCCCCAUCGGCUGGAUCUCCACCCGUUCCUCCUCUGGUCACGACAAUCUGGCUCCCUACUCCCAAUUCACAAACCUGACUUUUGAUCCUCCUUACGUGUUGUUUUCUUCCAACCGCACUCCCGACGGUAAACGCAAAGAUACCGUCAACAAUGCCGAGGAAACCGGUGUUUUUGGUUGGAACUUGGCAACUUAUGCUUUGAGAGAGGAAGUCAAUAUUACUGCGCAACAACUGGAUCCUAGCGAAGAUGAAUUCACACAUGCAAAACUGGAGAAAGAAGAUGCGAGGAAGAUUCCUGUGGCACUGGUUAAGGAAAGCCCAGUCAGGUUUGAAUGUGCUUUUGAUAGGGUGAUUGAGUUGCCGGGCAAUCCGCCUAUGGGUACUGUAUUAAUUGGCCGUGUGCUCGCCGUCCACAUCUCCGACUCCGUACUCACAGACGGCAAAAUCGACAUCAGGAAAACAGAACCCAUAGCUAGAUUAGGCUAUUACGAAUACGCAGUCGUGAGAGAUACUUUUGAAAUGAGGAUUCCAGGCACCAACAAGGCGCUUUUGGAUGGGCUUGAGGGAUCUGCAAAGGCGAAUAGAGGAUUGGAGAAGGCAGAGGGUGACGUCAAGGAAGAGGCUAAAGGACAGCUAAAGAGGAGUGUAAGUGCUGGUGCUGAGGCUGCGCUUGGAGAAGGAAAGUGA
Messenger RNA from Aureobasidium musti, 753 nucleotides. Lineage: Eukaryota; Fungi; Ascomycota; Dothideomycetes; Dothideales; Saccotheciaceae. The record is from the annotation of a GenBank genome assembly.